AUGGAGUUGACCUAGUCGGAAGUCCAAAUGCCUCCCUCGAGUAGAUAUCAGAGGCUUCGCAAGCCACCAUCCGACGCUAACCUGACUCGUCACUGUGCCCUAGCACGACCGUCGCGCCUCUCUCGCUAACCAUCAUGGCGGCAGCCCAGCAGAACUUCACGCUCACCGACGACCCGCUGUCGCUGGACAGGAUACGGUCCAUCCUCACCCGUCUGGAGGACACGAUCAUCUUUGGCCUGAUCGAGCGCGCCCAGUUCGCGCACAACCCGCGCAUGUACCGGCGCGGUGAGUUCCAGGAGCUGCUGGAUGUCGGGUUCAAGGGCAGUUGGUUGGAAUGGUUCUUGAUGGAGAUUGAGUCGUUCCAUGCUAAGGCACGGAGAUACACAAGCCCGGACGAAUAUCCCUUCACAGAUCCGGCCGAACUUCCAGCCCCCAUCUUAAAGCCACUCGAUAUCCCGCAGAUCCUGUACCCGAACAAGGUCAACGCAAAUGCCUCCAUCCUCAGCUUCUACACGCGGCACAUCGUCCCGCGCAUAACUCGCCAAGCAACGCUCAUACUCGCAGCGGCGAAGCGUGCGCAGGGCAUCAUCGGCGACGACGAGUAUGAGGACGACGGGAACUACGGAAGCGCGGCGGUGAUCGACGUCGAGGUGCUGCAAGCGAUCAGCAAGCGCGUGCAUUACGGCAAGUUCGUGUCCGAGUCCAAGUUCCGUGACGACCCCGCCGCAUUCAUCCCACAUAUCCUGAACCCAAAUCGAGCCGCUCUGGACGCGCUCAUCACCAAGCCCGAAGUCGAGCGCAAGCUCCUGCAGCGCCUCCGCAAGAAGGCUGAGCUUUACGCGCUGAACUUUGCGCCGGACGGGCAGCCUAUCGACGAUGCUACGACACGCAAGAUUGACGUCGAUGGUGUGGUUGAGCUGUAUGAACAUUACAUCAUUCCGCUCACCAAGGAGGUUGAGGUCGAUUAUUUGCUUGUGAGACUAGGAGGGUUGUCGAAGGAGAAUAUCGACGAGUUGAGAGGCAGCAAGAAUUCAUGAACACCGGACCAUGGUGGCAAUGCCGUAGAUAUCGACGCUAGAUGCAAUAUUUCACCUAUGUAUUAGUUCUAUGCUUCAUCAGCUCUCUUGCUUGAUAAACAACAGAAACGUCAUUUGGAAGUA
Laetiporus sulphureus 93-53 is the source of this 1160-nucleotide messenger RNA. RefSeq names its product chorismate mutase. The record is from RefSeq and is a predicted model, not a curated record. Gene Ontology annotation, biological process: chorismate metabolic process; aromatic amino acid biosynthetic process. The transcript is spliced from 5 exons. Gene Ontology annotation, cellular component: cytoplasm. Gene Ontology annotation, molecular function: chorismate mutase activity. The coding region runs from base 135 to 1037 and encodes 300 amino acids. NCBI's taxonomy places the organism in Eukaryota, Fungi, Basidiomycota, Agaricomycetes, Polyporales, Laetiporaceae.